UGUUCACAUUAUCUAUCAGUUGCAAAAGCGCAAAAUUUCAACAGUGUGGAAUUAUUUAAACAUAAUUAGUUUUGUCACCUUCUAAAGGCACCUUCUACACCAUUUUAAUCAAUGCCAUGUCUACCUUUAAUAAAGUCCCUUAUAUUCAAAGUGAUCGUAAAGCACGGUUACAUUAUGUGCAAGUGAAGGAAGAAAAACGUUUACCUUAUCCAAUUCCUUUAAUUAAUUCGUCUGGCCAAGUACAAUAUCCUUUAGAUAACAAGAUUUUCUCAGUUGUUUAUUUCAAUUGUUAUAUCAAUUAUGGGGAAAGGUGUUGUGAGGUAAAAGAGGAAUGUUCCAUGCAAGCUCUGUAUUAUCAUGGAUUCUUUGGUAAGGGUUCAUUAUCGAACAAUGCUCCGACAGCUGAAGUCGCUGAUAUAAUAAGACAACGUAAAAAGCAAAAGAAUGCUUACAUUUGUUCUCAAGAAGCAUCUUUAGAUGCAGCCUUCCCUAUGCGUCCCGAUCACGGCAGCAUCAUUGAUGAUCUUUACAGGAAGACACCGCCAACUUCACGAUCAUCAUCACCAUCUCCAUCAUCGCCAUCAUCAUCAUCAUUUCCAAUAGAACCAAUUCCUAUCCAAUCAACCUAUCAACCUAUCAAGAAUGUGAGCCCAGCUGAUUCUCGCGAAACACUUAGACUUUCUCUUGAAGAAACAUUUUUUUUAGCUUACGCUUUAGGUUGUAUGACUGUCACCGAUUCAUUGAAUGGAUCUAAAUUAAAUUUAACACAGAUUUGGGCUAAAUUCUGUUCCCUUCACUGCCCUACUGAUAAAAGUGAAUUUGCUGGAUACUAUGCUGCUUACCAUUAUUUCAGAAGUAAAGGAUGGGUUGUAAAAAGUGGAACCAAAUUCGGUUGUGAUUUUAUAAUAUACAAAGAAGGGCCCGCUCAUUAUCAUGCCAUCUUCUCAGCAAUAGUUUUCAUUCUCAAAUCCAACCAAACCAUCGCUAAUAAAUACAAAACUCGUGAUUGGCAAUUUCAUUCUGGAUGGGAUCGACUUAGCGAAGGAGUUUCUAAAAAACCGAUUCAAUGUAUUGUUAUUAUUCCUGAACAUUUAAAAGAUGCAGAUUUAUCUGAUCCACGGGUUAUUAAGUCAUUUGAAAUUCGAACAAACUUGUUGAAAAGAUUUGUGGCAUCACAAGGAAGGGAAGCUCCACCAGAUCGUGAUAUAUGAUGGCAAAUUAUAUCUGUCUCGGCUUUUGCUUGCAUCAAAUUAUUUUGUUUAUUAAACAAAAAUAAUUUGUACCCUCAAUCAAUGGACUUAACAUUUCUUGAAAUUUGAUAUGAGUGGGAAAUUAAGAUGUUGCAUUGCAAGCAAAAUAAACAAUGUGAAUGGGAUCUUCAUCCGUUAACAAGUGGCAUUCAAAAAAAUCUUCAGUGUACUGGUCUAAACCGGGUAGAAAGAGUUUAUUGGAAUUUUUUAAAUAAACAUUCAACUGAAAUACUAA
Tetranychus urticae (two-spotted spider mite) is the source of this 1485-nucleotide messenger RNA. RefSeq names its product tRNA splicing endonuclease subunit 2 (gene Tsen2). Lineage: Eukaryota; Metazoa; Arthropoda; Arachnida; Trombidiformes; Tetranychidae. Gene Ontology annotation, cellular component: cytoplasm; tRNA-intron endonuclease complex. The record is from RefSeq and is a predicted model, not a curated record. Gene Ontology annotation, biological process: tRNA-type intron splice site recognition and cleavage; tRNA splicing, via endonucleolytic cleavage and ligation. Gene Ontology annotation, molecular function: nucleic acid binding; tRNA-intron lyase activity.